AUGGGUCAUGAUAAAGAGAAAAGGGGUGACAUAGUGUGGUGUUCAGGGAACUGCAGAGAUCAGAUCAAUAUUCUUCUUCCACCAGCAUUAUCCAACAACCAAGCUCAGAGUGAAACUGAUUUUGAGUUAUUGGAGGUGGAAAAUAUCCAUAGUUUGAUUGUAUCUUUGUCUGACGUAGGAUUUGAUGACCUGCAAGCCUGUGCUGAUCCUGGAGCUCCUGAACAUGGCUACAAGACACCCAGUGCRGGUGUUUUCUUUGAGAGCGUGGUGGUCCGGUUCCAUUGCCAAGAAGGRUACAGGCUCAAUGGUACUUCCAAAAAACUUUGUGUGAGACACUUUAAUGGCUCCCUGAGCUGGAAACCCAGUGAUAAACCUGUGUGCCUACAAGAAGUCACAGAUUGCCUUGUUCCACAUGUUGAAGAUGCAGAGGUUCAUAACAAGACAUACAGGACUGGCGAUAAGUUAAUAAUCAGCUGUCAUGAAGGAUUCCAGAUCCGUUACCCUGACUUAGACAACAUGGUUUCCAUAUGUCAAGACGAUGGAACAUGGGAUAAUCUACCCAUAUGUCAAGGUUGCCUGAGGCCACUGGUUCUUCCUCAUAGUUACAUUAACAUUUCUGAGUUCGGGGCCUCCUUCCCCGUAGGAACAGUGGUGCAUUAUCAGUGCUUCCCUGGAUAUAAACUAGAAGGGACAGAGAUCCUUGAGUGCAUGUAUAACCUUAUCUGGUCAGAUAGCCCACCUAGGUGCCUUGAUGUGGAAGUUUGUCCGCUACCUCCCAUGGUGAGUCACGGAGAUUACAUCUGCCACCCGCGGCCGUGCGAGCGCUACAACCACGGCACCGUGGUGGAGUUCUACUGCGACCCUGGCUACACCCUCACCAACGACUACAAGUACAUCACCUGCCAGUACGGAGAGUGGUUCCCCUCCUACCAAGUGUACUGUGUCAAAACAGAACAAACMUGGCCAAAUACACAGGAGACCCUCCUGACUACAUGGAAAAUAGUGGCAUUUACUGCUACCAGUGUUUUAUUGGUACUGCUGCUGGUUAUUUUAGCCAGGAUGUUCCAGACCAAAUUUAAGACACAUUUCCUUCCACGAGGCAACCAGGAGGGCUCCAUGGGCGACCCCGACUUCGUGGUGGUGGAUGGUGUUCCUGUCAUGCUGCCUUCCUACGAUGAAGCUGUCAGCAGCGGUUUGAGUGCUCUGGCGCCCGGAUACUCAGCUGCCACAGACCAUAUUUUGCAGGCAGAAGAUCAGAAUCCUCCGGCUUACCCCGGUCCCAGGAUCCCAGACACGCUGCCUGGCGAGUUUGAGGCCUGUGACAGUGGGUCGGGUUCCUCUGAACUGCUCCAGAGUUUGUACCCAUCUCUGCCGGGCCAAGGGGCAGCGCUUCCCGGCUCCGAUCGAACUGACGUGUCCCAGAGCGCUGACGGGGACGCUGCAUCCACGAGUCCCCGGAUCGAUAUCACAGAUGAGAUUCCUUUGAUGGAAGAAGACCCUUAGCCUGCACUAAAGUUGUGUCUUCGUCACAUUGCACUGUUGGGUGACAUGAAUCAUGAGGAUUCAGAGACAGAA
Molecule: messenger RNA, 1575 nt
Organism: Malurus melanocephalus (red-backed fairy wren)
Lineage: Eukaryota; Metazoa; Chordata; Aves; Passeriformes; Maluridae
Gene: SUSD4
Product: sushi domain containing 4
Exons: 8
Coding region: 1-1503 (500 amino acids)
Biological process (GO): negative regulation of complement activation, classical pathway; negative regulation of complement activation, alternative pathway
Source: RefSeq, a predicted model, not a curated record